Molecule: messenger RNA, 1113 nt
Organism: Chlorella variabilis
Lineage: Eukaryota; Viridiplantae; Chlorophyta; Trebouxiophyceae; Chlorellales; Chlorellaceae
Exons: 10
Coding region: 1-1113 (370 amino acids)
Biological process (GO): formaldehyde catabolic process
Cellular component (GO): cytosol
Molecular function (GO): zinc ion binding; S-(hydroxymethyl)glutathione dehydrogenase [NAD(P)+] activity
Source: RefSeq, a predicted model, not a curated record
AUGCAGCGCGCGGCCGCCCAGACGCAGUGCCAGGCAGCGGCGCCCGCGCGGCGCGUGCCAGCGCUGCACCCCGCGGCGGGCAUGCCGCGCAGCGUGCCUGCCAGCGGCGCCGCCGCCGCGCCGCCCACCACGGUCGGGCAGCCCAUCGAGUGCAAGGCGGCCAUCGCCUGGGAGGCCAAGAAGCCUCUAGAGGUGACCACAGUGGUGGUGGACCCUCCCCAGGCGGGCGAGGUGCGCAUCAAGAUAGCCGCCACCGCGCUGUGCCACACCGACAGCUACACCCUGGAUGGGCUCGACCCAGAGGGGCUCUUCCCCUGCAUCCUGGGCCACGAGGCGGCGGGCGUGGUGGAGAGCGUGGGGGAGGGGGUGACCAGCGUGGCUCCGGGAGACCACGUCAUCCCCUGUUACCAGGCCUACUGCGGGGACUGCAUGUUCUGCAAGCACCCCAAGUCCAACUUGUGCACCUCGGUGCGUGCGUUCACCGGCAAGGGUGUGAUGAAGGCGGACGACAAGCCUCGGUUCCGCACGCUGGACGGCAAGCCGCUCUUCCACUUCAUGGGCACCUCCACCUUUUCGGAGUACACCGUGGUGCAUGAGGUGUCUGUGGCCAAGAUCCCAAAGGAGGCACCUCUGGACAAGGUCUGCCUACUGGGCUGCGACAAGUUUGAGGCCGCCAAGCGGUGGGGCGCCACCGACUGUGUGAACCCCAAGGACCACGACAGGCCGGUGCAGGCGGUGCUGGUGGAGAUGAGCCCCACGGGCUGGGGCAUCGACUACACCUUUGAGUGCAUCGGAAGCGUGGAGGUCAUGCGCGCUGCGCUGGAGUGCGCGCACCGCGGGUGGGGUGAGAGCAUUGUGAUUGGGGUGGCGGCGGCGGGCAAGGAGAUCUCCACCCGACCCUUCCAGCUCGUCACGGGGCGCGUGUGGAAGGGCACCGCCUUUGGCGGGUACAAGAGCCGGCUGCAGGUGCCUGACCUGGUGGAGAUGUACCAGCGGGGCGAGACGAUGCUGGAUGACUACAUCACCCACACCAUGGCCUUUGACGAGAUCAACACAGCCUUUGACCUGCUGCACUCGGGCAAGUGCCUGCGCUGCGUGCUCACCUUUGACUAG